Rosa rugosa (rugosa rose) is the source of this 3810-nucleotide messenger RNA. RefSeq lists its product as uncharacterized. The transcript is spliced from 12 exons. The record is from RefSeq and is a predicted model, not a curated record. NCBI's taxonomy places the organism in Eukaryota, Viridiplantae, Streptophyta, Magnoliopsida, Rosales, Rosaceae. Bases 186 to 3452 code for a protein of 1088 amino acids. Gene Ontology annotation, biological process: protein targeting to chloroplast. Gene Ontology annotation, molecular function: metal ion binding; chloroplast targeting sequence receptor activity; protein binding. Gene Ontology annotation, cellular component: chloroplast outer membrane.
GAGUGAAGACAAAAAAGAUUGAGAGAUAGAGAGAGAGAGAGAGAGAGAGAGAGAGAGAGAGCGAAACGAAGAACCUGUAAAAGCUAGGGUUUCUAAGCCGAUCGAAGCGACGCCGUUCGAUCACUCUGCAAAUGUGUUCUGCAUUGUUCGUCGUCGAAAUCCUGAGCUCAAUUUAGCGAUUUCAGAUGGAUCUGGAAAUACGAAGCUUCGGAGCCUCGGAGCUCUUCAAAUCCUCUGCGAAAUGUAGCUACUUUUCUUAUAACGGUGAAAGCGCCGGUUCGUGUUCCGUCGGUGCCGCGGCGAGUGCGGACCGAUUCGACACGGUCGAUGCCGAGACGAGUCUGAUCAGAGCCGUCUAUCUCGACAGCAAGGCCGAGCUUUUGACUCAGACGAAGCGGCUCGCCGGCGGCGACGUGCUGGACCGAGCGACGGCGUCGAAGCUCCUGCACCUCUGCUGCAACUUCGACUCGGCGGAGUGCGCCUCCGCGCUUCUCGUCGGCGAACUUGGGACGGUUCCGCUCGUGAACGAGUUCGACGACUCGGGGAAAUCGCCGCUGCACACGGCGGCGUCGGCUCACGCGUCGCGGUGCGUGGAGGUUUUGCUGAAGAAACACGCUCGUACGGACCUGAGGACCAAGGACGGUCAGGCACAGCUAGCACUGGAAUUGUCGCUUAGUGACACAAGGAUGGAUCUGAAUUGGAAUCCGAACGAUUUCUCCAUUGAAGACUUGGUGAUUCACAUGAGUGAAAAGGAUUUGAGCACGGUGAAACUUCUGAGUGAAAAAACCAAGGAGAUUGCUGACGUGGCGUAUGGCUACGCCGUUAAAGGCCGUGUAGCUUCUCUGACGGCGCUGCUCAUCGCCGCCGCCGAGAAGGUUAACGAUUCCGUCUUGGAGUUGCGUGAUUCCGAAUCGGGGACCAAGGAGAAGGUGACUAUCUACGAAUGGCUCAUAAGGGAGGCUUUGUCCCUGGGCGGCCGUACAGCGUUGCCGUUGAGGGCGGCCAAACGCGCCUCCACGGCUACGGAGGGCGAAAACUCGGAGAGGAGGAAGCUCGUGCUUCGAGAGAUAGAACUGCUUCAGCUCUUCGGAGCUGUAGCUCAGAGCAGCGGUGGUGGGGACAAGAAGGUGACUUCGCCACUCAUCCGUGCAGCUCAGGGAGGAGACGAAGCAGUUAUUCAGCUGCUUUUGAAGACAAAUAUAGAUGUCAAUGAUGCUGAUGCAGAUGGAAAUUCUGCUCUUCAUUGGAUCCUUAAAUUGUCCAGAUUGUUGUGUCCCCAACAGAUCAAAAUUUUAUUGCUUCUUAUUGAUCAUGGUGCCCGAGUAAGCCAAAGGAAUAGAUUGGGGUUGACAGCAUUUCAUAUUGCUGCUGGUAAUGGUAAUUCAGAGGCACUUGAGGUCCUUCUGUUGGAAGACCCAGUUGGUGUCCAAUAUAGGACGGAAAUGAAAGAAACCCCCCUGUUUUUCGCUGUGAAGAAUGAGAGUAAGGAGUGUGCUGAGCUUCUUUUGACGUGGGGAGCAAAUAGUGAAGUCCUUAAUCUGCGUAGACAAAGAGCUAUAGACCUGGCAACCUCUCAAGAUAUGCGUUACAUAUUGCUGAAUCCAACCACUGUUAGCCUCAUUAAUCAUGCUUUCCCCAAUCAACAUAAAUGUAUGGCUUUAGAGUUGACAGAUGAAGACACCACUAACGAAAGAAAUGUUAACUCAAGCACCAAGGCAGAGGUUUGUAAGUACUUUGACUCUCAUCGAGGAUGUGUCAGAGGAGCUAAGUGCUUUUAUGCACAUUGUGAGGAGGAGUCUCGGAAAGUGAAGGAGGGAGCAGACCGGAGUCAUUUUUCUGCUGCUAAACUACUCAAACGCAAAAUCUUUGUUGGUGGACUUCCUCCUUCAGUGGACUCUGCAGAUGAUUUGGGAAAGUUCUGUGAAGAGGAGUUUGGAUCAGUGGACGAUGCUAUAGUCAUUGUAACUCAAAUAGAAAACAAGAUACAAUCUCGAGGCUUUGGUUUUGUCACAUUUAGAGAGGAGAAAUCGGCUUCAGAAGCUAUGCAAGCGCACUACAUCACCAUGAGAGGCAAGAAAGUUGAAAUAAAAAGUUUAAUUCCAAAAUUGGUUUUGGGAGCUGAGUUUGAGAAGAUGUCACCUCAACAACGACAACAAGAGAAGAAUAUUCAAAAUCAGCUUCCACAGCAGAAGUCGAACGAGAAUAUUAUGGAAGGUGAUAACCCUGAACAAGGUUCUUGGGCUGAUAGAUUAGUCCUUGGACAACCAGUGGGGUGUUCCACUGAACCUCAAGUUACCAAGAGCUCUGAGGAUCCAAGCACUCCUACAUGGCUAAAGGUUUUCAAGAAGUGGUUUCCUGGUUUCUUACAAGGUCUGUCAAAGCAUUCAAAUUAUGCUCUGUCUUCUCUAAAAGCUGACUUCAGGGCUAAAUUUGGGUUAGAACUGGAUCACUCAUCUGUGGGCUACUCUAAGCUCAGUGACUUUGUGAAAUGUUUCUCCGAUUUAUGUACUGUUGAGAUUCUCCCCAUCUGCAAACGUGGAACUCCAACUCACGUGAUCCUCCGGCCAAAAUUUUCUAGGCCUCAACGCCGACUCCUUCCUACACUGAGAACACCUCACACUCUGUCUCUGUCUGCACUGCUUGUCAAAGGCGGUGAUACAAAAUGUCUUUUGGACCUCUCAAGUGGCGAUUGUGGUGAUUCAAAGUGUCUUCAGGACCAUUUGAAGUGUUUUCAGGACCUUUCAGUUAACAAAGGCAGUGAUUCAAAGUGUUUUCAGAACCUUACAAUUGAAAGCGUUAGUGAUACAAAGUGUCUCCAGGACCUUUCAGCUGACAAUGCUGCUAAUUCAAAGUGCCUUCAGGACCUUUCACUUGACUUUGGUGGUGAUUCAAAGUGUAUUGAGGACCUUUCCAUUUGCAAUGCUGGUGAGAAGUUUGGCUCAAGUGUCACUAGCCAUGGGCAAGAGAAACCCUCCUCUGGGUAUCCUGAAAUGAACUCUGCAGAGGAUAAAGUACAAUGUGUGCACCCGAGGUUCCUUCAAUUCUUAAAACCAGAUCCUCUAUUCUAUGGUCAGAAAGAAACUGACGUGCUAGCCGGAGAGACUGACAAUGAAAAGGGACAGUGCAGUGCAGGGGAUAAAGGACGUAUAAAUAUUAGGGAUCCAAGACGGCAUCUCGUUUUGGAGUCCCUGUCCAAGAAAUGGAGCAAAUCAUACUUCCUUCGUGAAUUUGAUUUCUACAAGAUUUACAAGGAAAGAUUAUCGGUAAGAAGGUGUUUUGCAUGCAACCAGCAGAAGAUGAUAUGGGCCAAUUUCCCUUGUAAACACUUGCUGUGGUGCACUGGCUGUAAGUUGCGGGCAAUAGAGGCUUCUGGUCUUUUCCCACACAAAUGCGUGCUGUGUGACACCGAAGUACAGAAAAUGGAUUUAGUACUUCCAUUAACUAGUAACUGAGGUAGCCAUUGCAGUCUAUGUUUCCAUGCACAGGAGAACUGCAGGUGAACUAUAUAGAUAUGCCGUCUGUUAGAUAGGAUAUAUAGUAUGUGGGUGUGGAAGAACUAUAAGAUGCACACCCAGGAAAAGUAAAGAGGAACUGCGGGUUGGGCUAGUGUCCCUCCCGGUCACACUAGACACACACUUUUGAACUGGCGGAUUCCGUCCGGCCUAGAUUUUGAGCCGACUAGCAUGACUGUCACAAUAGCGUAAGUUGGUCCUAGCCAUAUUUCCUAGUACUAUUCUACUGAUAUCAUGUUUUGUCUCAGCUUUUGACAAUGGAAUAUGAAUAUGGAAUCAACAAAAGCUGUUUUGUCCA